Cyprinodon tularosa is the source of this 766-nucleotide messenger RNA. RefSeq lists its product as uncharacterized. Bases 87 to 545 code for a protein of 152 amino acids. NCBI's taxonomy places the organism in Eukaryota, Metazoa, Chordata, Actinopteri, Cyprinodontiformes, Cyprinodontidae. The transcript is spliced from 4 exons. The record is from RefSeq and is a predicted model, not a curated record.
AUGUUUCCUGCUCUGCCAACUCAGUGGGAGGAGAUUCUGGACUCUUUAAAACUUCAACCGGACCCCGGAGCACAAACCGAUCCAUCAUGAGGUUCUGUAAAGUUCUGCUGUGUUCAGCAGCUCUCGCUCUGCUGGCUGUUUCUGUGGAGUCCUCGUCUGGAGGAUCAACCGGGACCCACAGCUAUGACCUGUCAGGUCAGGAUCUGAUGGACCUCUACAACAAGCGAGUCUACCAAGCUGAGAAGGUUGAGAGGAGAUUAGGAAGCAGUUCAUCUCCAUUCUGGCCUUUCAGUCACACUGGGGUUCGAGUGACUCUGGAUGACGGCUCUCAGUGGUUGGUGCAUAAAGGAGACAAUUAUGGAAUCACUUCUCAGACGGUGGCGACGGAUGUUAGACACAUGAGCUCAGACUGGAAGCCAAAAGGUCAACCCAGAGACUUCCAGGGAACCAAGACGGUGGCGGACUUUGUGAGGGUCGGAGGCUCCAACUACCACGUGCUGUGGGAUAACUGCCACCAAGCAGCUGACAGGAUGAUGAACCAGUGAAGCAGAGCUUUCAGAAGACAAAACCUGAAUAUGCUGCCUCAUCUUUGUUCCACUAGAGGGCAGUGCAGGACAGAGGCUGAUCAUCAGACACACAUUAUUGCUCAGAUUUAAAUGUUUGAUUAUUAUUUUUUUAAUUUUUUGAUGAUCCAAUCGGAUGUAAAUCUAAUUCCAGGCGCAUUCUUAUGCAGACACACGUUUAAUAAAAUAUGUGAAACAGGAAA